Molecule: messenger RNA, 522 nt
Organism: Parnassius apollo (apollo)
Lineage: Eukaryota; Metazoa; Arthropoda; Insecta; Lepidoptera; Papilionidae
Source: the annotation of a GenBank genome assembly
AUGGCGAGUUCAGUCGAGGCGUGCCGCGCGCACCCGUUGUACAGUGUUGCCAGUUCCCACCAUUCGAACGCUAUGCUGUUGAUAAUACUAGCCACACUUGCGGCAGUAGGCGCCAUGCCUUCAUAUAUCGCGGUGCCGGCCGACCAGAUCGCUUUUAUUGAUCUGACGGCAAUGCGAACGCGUCGUGUUCCACGUCAAACGCUGGCACCACCGCCGCUGCCCCAAGGGCUGUACGAACAGGACUAUCAGCCCAUACCGAUCCAGAGUUAUCGACAGCAACCUAUAGAUCUGGCCCCACCACCGUCUCCAGAAGCUCCGGCAAGACUCAUUCAAAUUCAGCCACAAGAUAUAGAUUCAGGAUCAGCCGUUAUUACAGCAGAAUCGCAAUACGCCGAAAGGCCGCCCGAUUUUGGCGAAUAUGUCGAUUUCGGCGCUCACACCGGCGAUAACGGUGCCUUCGGUUGGUACGCUGAUUACCCGAUCAAUAAUCAUGAAGAUUCAGGUUAUAGUUACCGGGAGUAG